UUCAAUGAUGAAUAUUAUGACGUUGGGGAAUGUUUGUUAAUGACAUCGGAUGUGCAUCAGAAGAGGGCUUAUCAGACCGCGAUCAUGGAGGUUCUAGAGGAGUGUAGUCAGAAGAGGUACUGUAUCCUGGAGAGUGACACGAGUUCCUCUAUCUAUGGUCUGAAGGACCUCCCAGUAGGAGUGAGAAAGAAACGCCCGUCACAUCUGGCUGUAUUGCAUCAGUGUGUUAAAGAGCAAGUUGCCAGUGUCAUGUUGUGUGACAACAAGACCGAAACAGGCAAGGAGGUCUACAUCAGCAGCAACCGACUGAUGAUGACAUCUCUGGUAACAAGCACCUGCACCUGUACAGUCAGUGGAGCUGCGAGCCGCGUCACCCUGCUGGACGUCAGACUGGGCAACAGCCACGUGACCACACUGUCCAUCAGGGACAAGACACGUACAGUGUACACAAUCCAUGGUGGCGACCUGGCAGUCCACUUCAUGGAGGAGAUUAACAUCAGCCAAUCAGAGUGGAGUUUACAGGUGGAUGUUAUCCGAGACUAUCUCCCUGACAAGAUAUGGAUGAGAGUGGAAGGACACAACGGAUCUGACGUCACAGUCGCGUGUACAGAAGCAGCUUCAAACACCGAUAGGACGCAAUCAGUGGCACCAGGUAACGCCGUUCUUGAAUAA
Molecule: messenger RNA, 672 nt
Organism: Haliotis rufescens (red abalone)
Lineage: Eukaryota; Metazoa; Mollusca; Gastropoda; Lepetellida; Haliotidae
Exons: 5
Coding region: 40-672 (210 amino acids)
Source: RefSeq, a predicted model, not a curated record